UAAUUCACCAGAAUUUGUACAAUGAAUAUUGUAGUUUUUUUUAUUUUUUUCAUUUUAUUUUCUCCAAAAAUUGUUUCGUCUUGGAAUGAAAAAGAGCACUUGCAGUUAAAAGACGUUAUACAAGAAGCUUCCGCAGAACUUGACUUCUUUAUUGAAAAUAUUUCUUCCUUCAUUAUUUACAAUAUAUUAUCCGAUAUCAGAACUUUUACUGGUUCUAGAAAGAUUCAAAUACAAUUCUGGAAAUAUAGUACUAUUAAAGUUGAGGGAGUAAAUAAAAGUGAUGUAUUAAAUAAUUUGUAUACUAAAAAUCAACUUUAUAUUCUUAAAGAAUUUCAUAAUGAUAUUGGAAAUUAUUUGAAAAAAAAUUUAGGAUCAGGAUUAACAUGGAAUGUUAAUGUAUAUCCUAACUAUAUUGUUGUUGAAAUAACUUAUAAUACUGAUUUUAACGCAAUUAAAUAUUUUUCCAAGAAACUUAAGAAAUUUGGUGAUGAGUUAUGAAAAUAUAUAAACUACAUAUCAUGUAUGUAAUUUGUAAAAUAUCAAAAUGAUUAUAAUUAGUUUCUCGUCCAAUAAAAGUCGCUAUAAACGGUAAAGUGAUUAUCAAACCAACCAUUCGAGGGAUGGUGAAUACGAAAUAGAUAAAUAGAUCCAAUUUCAAGUGAAAAUUUUUCAC
This is a messenger RNA of Rhizophagus irregularis DAOM 181602=DAOM 197198, 673 nucleotides long. NCBI's taxonomy places the organism in Eukaryota, Fungi, Glomeromycota, Glomeromycetes, Glomerales, Glomeraceae. The record is from RefSeq and is a predicted model, not a curated record.